AUGUGCUCCAUCUGCACCGGAAACAUCAAACUGUGCGUUUCAAGUCGAGAAGAAGUUGUGUUCAAGAAAGAGUUUGGGUCGCACCCAUCCCUUCGCUUACACCAUCUCACCGCACCCGAUAUAUACCGAUAUGCUCUGAGCCAAAUAGCAGAGUUCGCUUCCCAGGACCCACUCAGGCUUUCACAAGACGACAGAGGGUCACAUCAGAGACGGGCAUGUUUUUGUCCUAAUCCAGGCCAGCUCCUCGCUGAAACAAUUGUUGAAAAAUACGAGGGUGUUUUUCUCUGGGCACAUCUGGCUAUCAAAAGUCUUGAACGAGCAAAGUCUAAUAUGGAUAAUGCGGAAAUCACUCAAAAGCGGCUCGAGGCAAUGCCCAAAGACCUGGAGAAUCUUUAUGAUUCAAUGUGGAAGCGUCUUAAUGACGAUGAAGAGUUAUAUACGGCUGAAGCUGUACUUUACUUCAACCUCGUUAUCGAUUACAGUGACCAACAUCUCGGCAGUUAUGACCGUGGUAAAUUCCGUGAUGAAUCAUUUGAACCUACCCUAGGUCAUAUUUCCAUAGCACGGGAGGUUAUUGACACUUUUGAGCGAGAUCGAGCAUUGCUUGUUUCUCCACUGCAGUCAAUAGGUGCCCAUUGUCAGACCCAUUACCAUGGUGUAAAAACUCGUUGUGCUGGAUUGCUUGAAUUCACAUAUAAAGGCUCAGACAAAACGCCACAUCCGGGACAUGAGUUUUUGUACCCUGACAUGGAAAUUGGCUUCAUACAUCGUACAGCGAAAGAGUUCCUUUGCGGAACGGCAGAAGGCCGAAGCAUCCUUAAGAAACACAAGAUCUAUAAAGAUCUGCGUUUGGCUUCUAUUAUACAUUCAUGGCUUCUUCAAUGCUGGACUUUCGAUUCACCAAAGUAAAAUGGCGACCAAAAGUUUCACUCUAUUUCCCCCACUUUCACAAUUGACUGGCCUCGCGAACUUCGUUACAGCUAUCUAAAACUUCCAGGGACCACAAAACUAACAUGGGUGGGAUUCUGGCAUUCGAUCCUGGAAAAUAUGCCUAGGCACUGUUUUGAAGGAGGGGGGCGUUUAGAUGUCCUUCUUGGGAUGGCGACAGACUGUCUACACGACUUUGUCUCCAUAUCUUUUCGACAACCAGAUAUGUACACGGCAAAUUGUAAGGCCUAUGUUUUUAAAAGCGCAGUUGCAGGUCUCCAGCAUUUUUACAUACAUGAUUGGGACCAGCUUGAAGCUCUUGUAGAUGAAUGGCUGAAAAUAAUUGAAUUCCUGCUCUCCCAAGGUUGUGAGCCCCAAUAUAGCCACCCGCCUAUCUCGGUAUCCCACAAUACUACAAUUCUCGAACUCCUUAUAUCAUUAUAUUGGAAACUCCCUGGACAUCAGCAAAUUAUCGCUUAUGUCAAAGGAAUGGAAAGAAGGAUUCUGGAGAUUUUGCAAAAGCUGACCAAGAAUAAAUUGGAUAUGAAUCAAGAAGUAUACGCGAUUUUCACCCAGGGAACAUUAAGAGAUUCCUAUGGUAAAUUCUUAGAGAGGGUCACCACACCUGCGUAUAAAAGAAGGGAGGAAAAUAUCAUUCUCCUCAAACUCCCGGUAGGCGAGCUUCUACGUCGCUUAUCACAAUCUAUGCCACAUACCGUUAUAGGGAAAGGGAUAGCAGAAUUCAUAUCCUCAUGGACCCCCCAAGAACCCGAGAUCCUUGCCAUAGGCUUUGGAUACAUUUUGGAAUGGUCCAAAAGUGCAAGACGAGUUGACAAAGUUCUUGAGCAGAAACUUUUGGAAGUCAUCAUGAGGGAAAAACCGCCCCCGGAUACUCAAGUGGAAGUAAUCGAAGACCAAAUACAGAGAGAGAUAGACGGGUUGAUUGAAGGCCAUAAUUAUGAUAGAGUGGAACCAGAGGAUCUGACUGAGUACUUGCUUAUUGAUAGGGGUUUGCAAGAAAAGUACCCGAAAACUUUAGAAUACUGGCUGGAUUUUGUGGUUGAGCGAAAUAUUUGGGUAGAUAUGGAGAAGAGAAGGUACGUUAUCCCUACCAAGUUCGUCAGCGAUGCAGAAUUCGAGGACGGGGAUUACAAGCACUUCUUUGAAUUGUUGUGGGGGUCUGAUUAG
Messenger RNA from Hymenoscyphus albidus, 2115 nucleotides. The record is from the annotation of a GenBank genome assembly. NCBI's taxonomy places the organism in Eukaryota, Fungi, Ascomycota, Leotiomycetes, Helotiales, Helotiaceae.